Eurytemora carolleeae is the source of this 3137-nucleotide messenger RNA. Its product is annotated as putative surface cell antigen sca2. Bases 98 to 1276 code for a protein of 392 amino acids. Lineage: Eukaryota; Metazoa; Arthropoda; Copepoda; Calanoida; Temoridae. The record is from RefSeq and is a predicted model, not a curated record. The transcript has 12 exons.
CUUUCUUCCUCCUAUUUUACUUUCCACUUUUGAUUACUUGGUUUUUGAGGUUAUGGUAAUUCUCUUCUCAUAAAAAAUCAUAAAUAAGUUUCUAUCAAUGCUGAAUUUUUUAAUGACUACUUUCAACUUUGCAGGUAAAAUGUCAGAUAUGAAACUGGAAAGAAGACUUCUUCGGAAACAGCAAACCCUUGACUCAGCAUUAGACGAUACUUUGAGUAGAAAAAAAUCAAGAGCCAUUUCAGAAACAGGUAGUUCAGUUGAGCUGAGAAGGUCAGCCUCUGGGGCAGGGAGGUCAUCUUCAGUAAGAGAGGAUUCUGAUAGGUCAUCCUUAAAAAGAGAGGAUGUAGGGAGGUCAUCUUCAACUAGAGAGGAUUCUGGGAGGUCAUCUUUAACAAGAGAGGAUGUAGUUAGGUCAUCUUCAACAAGAGAGGAUGCAGGUCGGUCAUUUUCAACAAGAGAUGAUUCUGGAAGGUCAUCUUCUACAAAAGAAGAGAUAAGUAAGUCAUCCUCUUCUAAAGAGGUUUCAGGGAGGUCAUCUUCAACAAGGGAAGGAAGAUCAACUAGGGAUGAUACAGGACAUCAAACCAGGGAAGAGGAGGUACAGGAAGUGGCAGAUUUUUUAACAAAUCUCAGAGUUGAUGAGAACGGUAUAAGCUGUAGAACAGGUAGCAUAAAAUACACCAGCAGCAACAGCAAGAGCAGCAUUAAGAGAAGCAGUAGCAGCAAACAAAGCAGUGUAACAUCUGAAGAUGCUGCUCACAAACAAAGAGCACAAAUAAGAAAGUUCCCAAGUGAUGAGUCUGAGCGGUCAAUAAGACAAAAGACAGAAAGACAAAUGAGUUUGGAUGUUUCGAUUUUAGGUGGAGCCAGAGUGAAAGACCCCCAGGGUGAGAGAAGUGAAGAAAGAAAGAGUCGGUGGCAGAUUGUCAGAGAACGAAGACGAUCUGAUGGUUCAUCUCUCAAAAGCAUGUUCAGACUGGGACGGGGUAGAAGAAUAUCAGAACCUGCUGCAGACACAGUUUCAACGCAAAGUCCACGAAAAAUUCAAAUGAAAACAAUCUCAUCCCUGCUUAAUUCCUCAACAUCUACAAUUCUUAAUGUGAGCAGCCAUCUUGAAUCGUCAGCUGAUUCUGACGUAUUUACCACUGAGAGCUCGCCAAACAUGAUGAAUGCGCCAAACAAUUCUACUGUCCAGUGUUUUUGUGGUGAUAUUAGCUGUCCAUUCUGCAAUCUUCUUCUAAACCUGGAGCUUACUGACCCAACUCUAUUGCAAUAGAAAUAAAAUUAAUUUUAAAACAUUCUAAAACUCUGUUGAUAGAUGUGAACGUUGGUUGAAAUGUAUUUUGAGCCUGAAACUUAAGACUGUUGUUAUCAUUACAUCAUUGAUAAAACUGGGUUUUAAUUAAAGUUAAGACGGACAUACGGUAGAUGUCAUAAUUAUUAAUGUUGGGUUCCUUUGGCAUUCUCGGUUUCAAAACAGGGUUUUGUUUAUCUCUAAAGUUGUUGUCCCUGAUAUUCUGUUGACUGGGCUAACUGCAUUUUUUAUGUUUCUAUUCUAAUAAAAACCAGAUAUCUAAUCCUGGUUGCAAUUGUAAUUCUUUUACCGGCCAAAGUUGAUGUAAUGUGAACGAGUUAAAUGGUAAAAUUUAUAUUUGAUGUUAUAUAAUCAUGUAGCUGUCUAACAUAAAUUUAUUGAUGUAUACUCAAUGUAUUUUCUUGUAAAAUCAGUAUUAAGAAAUGUGAGGACACAUUUUGAAAGAACAAAUUCUAGAGGGACAAAUACAGUAAAAAAAGAUUGACAGAAUUUUAAUCUUUGAUCUUUAGCUUGUCCUAACUACAACAAUUUCCUCCUAAGCUUGUAUUAGCUACGACACUUGGUCCAAAGCAACAUAUUCAGCGUGCACCUGUCCUACACACAACGCAUUUUAGUCUGUCCUAAAGAUUAACACUUUAGCCUGUCCUACAGAUGAACUUUGCCCUUCAGUCUGUCCUAGAUGCACCACUUUGCCCUUCAGCCUGUCCUAGAUGCACCACUUUGCCCUUCAGUCGGUCCUAGAUGCACCACUUUGCCCCUUAACCUGACUUUUAACCGCAACAAAAACGAUCAAACAAAAUUAUCAAACAUUAUAUUUUCAAUUGGCUCAGAAUAAAUUUUCUUUUGUGUUUUAUUUUAAGCUGAACCAUCAUACAUUAAUAUUUUGUAUUUUGUGUUUGAAAAUAAGUACUAAAAAAAAAAUCACCCCCUCAACCGAUCAGCUUCCCCAGAUAUGAGGCUUUCGAUCAUCAGUGGUUCUCCUCAGUUUGUUCUUUCUGAAUUGUGUUCUAUAUAUUGCCCUUCAAUAGCAAUUGACUUUAACAACAUGAAUAAGACCCGUCCAAAAUCAAACUUAAAUAUCCUUAAUAAUUAAUUUGACUUUAUUGGACCAUUUGUUACAAAAGAGCAAUAUUUUUAGUGAAUUUAAAAGUAAAAAGUAAAAUGUUUUGUGUAAUUUAGUGAAAAAAAAACAAAUUUUUUGUAUUAUUUUACAAGGGUUAUAUUGCCAAGAUUAAAAAAGCAUCACAAAAUUCAUGUAUUUUUCUAUAUAAGAUUACUUUUGAUAUUUCUUUAUUAAAGAUCUAUUCCUUCUAAAUCAAAAGAAUGUUGGAAAAAAUCCGAAAACCAAGUUGAUAAGCAUUUCUAUUGUAAUUGGUUUCAUCUUGCGACUGACAAAUGAAAUCUUUUUUCAGAAAAAAAAUAAUAAAAAUUAGAAAAGAAGUAAUAAGGACUAUAUGCACUAUUUCAAGUGAUCAUCAUAAUUAUGUACUGACAUUUCCGAUUCACAACGGUACCCUUUACAUCUUUACAUGAUCAACAAUGAGGAAAAAAUGUCGUUUUCAUAGCUAAGAAAGUUUAAAGUAUCUGUUGUCGUAGUGACUCUUGUAGUGAAGAGAAUAUCGAAUUUCUCAAGGAUACCGUUUUAAAUUGGACAUGUAGCUCAUGGAGGGACACUUGAAAUUAUGUUUAAGUACCUUUAAAGAUAUCUUAAACGUAUUUGUACAAAGUACAUUAAUGUCAUUAAAUAAAUGUUUUAUGUACAAUUUGGAACUGUUUAAAGCAUUGAUAUUCUUCUAAUAGAAUUGUUAAAUUCGGAAAUAAA